This is a messenger RNA of Magnolia sinica, 914 nucleotides long. Its product is annotated as eukaryotic translation initiation factor-like. Gene Ontology annotation, molecular function: translation initiation factor activity; RNA 7-methylguanosine cap binding. The transcript has 5 exons. Lineage: Eukaryota; Viridiplantae; Streptophyta; Magnoliopsida; Magnoliales; Magnoliaceae. Gene Ontology annotation, biological process: translational initiation. Gene Ontology annotation, cellular component: eukaryotic translation initiation factor 4F complex; cytoplasm. Bases 63 to 653 code for a protein of 196 amino acids. The record is from RefSeq and is a predicted model, not a curated record.
CUCCUCCAAGCCCUCUUGUUUCCUCGCUCAAGACUCAAUUCUUCUUGCGGGGAGGGAGAAAAAUGGCAGAUGUAGGGUUGGAAUCGACGGCAGAGACGGUAGAGCAGAAGCAACCGCAUAGGCUGGAGAGGAAAUGGACGUUCUGGUUCGAUAACCAGUCCAAGCAGCCAAAGCAAGGUGCCGCCUGGGGUACUACUCUUCGCAAGGUCUACACCUUCGACACCGUCGAACAGUUCUGGUGUUUGUAUGACCAAAUAUUUCGACCCAGCAAGUUGCUGGCAAAUGCUGACUUCCACUGCUUCAAAGCUGGGAUCGAACCCAAAUGGGAAGAUCCUGAAUGUGCGAAUGGGGGCAAGUGGACUGUCACAAGUAGCAGAAAGGCAGGCCUUGAUGCGAUGUGGCUCGAAACGUUGAUGGCCCUGAUCGGAGAGCAGUUUGAUGAGAGUGAUGAGAUCUGUGGCGUCGUUGCAAGUGUGCGUCAAAGGCAGGACAAGCUUGCGCUGUGGACUAAGACAGCUACGAAUGAAGCUGCUCAGAUGAGCAUUGGAAGGAAGUGGAAGGAGAUCAUUGAUUUCACUGAUAGGAUUACUUACAGCUUUCAUGAUGAUUCGAGAAGGGAAAAAUCAGCCAGGGGUGGUCGAUACAGCGUCUGAGCGAUCUGCUGAUCACAACAUUUCGGCCUAUAUCAUAACGAAAACUGGAGGAUUGGGCGUUUUCAUUUUGGUUUGUUUUUGUUCUAGCAUGUUGUAAUGCAAUGAAUGCAUGCUUUUUCCAUAUUCACAUACUAUUAUAGGAAUUUUCAGCUUGUUUUUGUUCUUAUUUUCUUUGUCAUCAAGACAUUUAAGUGCUUCAGAAACAUUAUACAGCUGGAGUGCAUUUUGUGGGCGAAAUGGUUGAUGUUCAUUUAGGUUUUA